Messenger RNA from Acanthoscelides obtectus, 1809 nucleotides. The record is from the annotation of a GenBank genome assembly. NCBI's taxonomy places the organism in Eukaryota, Metazoa, Arthropoda, Insecta, Coleoptera, Chrysomelidae.
CUGUCAUUCUAUUGUCAAAGUCAAGUGAUUGUCAAAUGUGAUCUAACAAUCUAACAACAAAACUAAAUGGAAUUGUAAACAAUUUUUCAAUUUUUGCAAAUUUGCAGACGAGAAUCAUUUCAGGAAUGUCCGCUUUGAAUAUGCAUAAUAAAUGGCACUGCGCAGCUAAUCCAAUUGCUAAGACUCUAUGAAUUUUAUACCAUUUAUAUAAUAAAAAUGUGAAACUUUAGAAUGAGGCUGCCUGAUGGAAAAUAAAGGCUUUUAGCAGUUACAAAAAAAUACCGCAAAUGGUACUCAAAGCCAUACGGAUGCCUCAAAGCAAGGCUAUUCAUUGUUAUCUUCUCAUGACUAUAUGGAUCUUAUUGAUCAUUAUUGGUGUAUACAAGUUCAUUGAACCUAAAGAGAAGUUGGUAGAGCCCAUUUUAGAGACAGCAGAUACAUGGAAUCGACUAAGUGUUGAUGUCAAAACCAAAAGAAUAUUUAAGAUAUGCAAUUUUCCUGAGGAGAUUACACCUGGUAGUGAAGGAAUUUUGCCAAGCCAGAAAUGGAUGCUUAAGGGCUUAUUAAUUUUGAUAAGGCAUGGCGACAGAGGGCCUCUGCAGCAUGUCAAGAAAAUAUCAUCUAUCAGUUGUAACUCUAAAAAUACUGAUUUGUUAACUAUGUACAUGGCAUAUCUCACGAAUCAGACUUUAUCAGGUAAGGUAACAUGGGCUGGUCCAGGACCAUUUCAUGGAUUUUCAUUCCUUCCCACUCAUUCAACACAAUGCCAGUUGGGACAAUUAACAAUGCAAGGCAUAUCACAAUUGUUAACACUCGGGCAUAUUAUGAAAAAUAGUUACGUAAGUGUAUGGGAAAAACUGAAAACGUUAGAUGUUCAAGAUAUUAUAGUGUAUAGUACCAGAUAUAGAAGAACAUUCCAAUCUGCUUUGGCCCUACUAUUUGGGCUUAUACCUCAUGAUACUUUAUCUAAAAUAAAUUUAUAUGAAAGCCAAAGUAUGAGCUUUUGUUUUAGGGAUUGUGGUUGUGUUGCUACAGAUAAACUAUGGAAAAAUGUCAAAAAGAAAAUAUCGCAACAGCUACGAUCGCAUCCUGCCAUCGAACAUUUGGCGGAAUCUACGGGAAAAUAUUUGUUUUCUUCGAAUGCUGAACAGGGUGUUUUAAGUAAAGACCCUCAUUCUGUACGCGAUGCAUUGCUGAGUUUUGUUUGUCAUAGAAACUCGUUGCCUUGUGAAAUGCCCGUCGGUUGCAUAAGGAGACAAAAUAUUGUUGGAAUAUUCGCAUACACAGAUUGGGUGAAUUACCAAAAAUGGAGAAAUAUCAGUUGGAAGAGAUAUUGUUUACUAAAAUCCUAUGGGUUAAUCAGGCACAUCGUUCAGCAAAUGUUACACAUGGUAUCUGGUAAUGGUCCCAGCUUAGUCCUGUACUCAGGUCACGAUCACACCUUAGAACAGCUGGCAUCUGCGUUAGGUUUACACCACGAUUCCUUCCUUCUAAGGUACGCAGCACGUAUCAUUUUCGAAGUGUAUCAGGAAAACAGAACGGUCAAUCAGGCAGAAGGAAUAUACUUCCGGUUAUUAGAAAAUGGGAAAGAUGUCACCAAACAAAUAGGAUUCUGUAAAAAUACGGUGAAGGUGGACAGCAAAACGAGCUUGUGUAAGAUGGAAGAUAUUGUCAGGUUUUUACACGAUGAUUACUUCUCAUCCUUGAACGUGACUAAUUUCAAAGAUGCCUGCACUCAGAAAUAUGUUUGGUAGUUUUGUCGUUAUAAUUUAAAUUUAUAGAGAUAAAGUAUGUUGCCGAAAUUCUAAA